Molecule: messenger RNA, 1853 nt
Organism: Heteronotia binoei (common prickly gecko)
Lineage: Eukaryota; Metazoa; Chordata; Lepidosauria; Squamata; Gekkonidae
Gene: HOMER2
Product: homer scaffold protein 2
Exons: 9
Coding region: 1-1182 (393 amino acids)
Biological process (GO): regulation of store-operated calcium entry; G protein-coupled glutamate receptor signaling pathway
Cellular component (GO): dendrite; postsynaptic density; cytoplasm
Molecular function (GO): G protein-coupled glutamate receptor binding
Source: RefSeq, a predicted model, not a curated record
AUGUGCGAGGUGGGCACUCGCCCUGCGCUCCCCGCCGGGGACCGGAGCGGAGGAGAGACCCCGCCGGCCAGCGCGCUGUCGCCGCCCCCGCUGCCGCCGGGCGAGAAGUGCCGCGAGAUGGGAGAGCAGCCCAUCUUCACCACCAGAGCACAUGUCUUCCAAAUUGACCCCACCACCAAGAAGAACUGGGUUCCUGCAAGCAAGCAGGCUGUAACUGUUUCCUACUUCUAUGACAGCACAAGAAACAGCUAUCGGAUAAUCAGUGUGGAUGGAGCCAAGGUAAUUAUAAAUAGCACAAUCACACCUAACAUGACCUUUACUAAAACGUCACAGAAGUUUGGUCAGUGGGCAGAUAGCAGAGCAAACACUGUGUUUGGCCUGGGAUUUUCUUCUGAACAGCAGCUGUCAAAGUUUGCAGAGAAAUUUCAAGAAGUCAAAGAAGCUGCCAGGCUUGCCCGAGACAGAUCGCAAGAAAAAACAGAGACCUCUAGUAACCAUUCCCAGGAAUCUGGCCGUGAAACUCCAUGUUCUACUCGGGCAUCCAGUGUGAAUGGGACGGAUGAUGAGAAGGCAUCACAUGGCACCCCUUCAGAUGCGCAACUGAAAACGGAGAAUGACAAACUGAAACUAGCGCUAGCCCAAAGCUCCUCCAAUGUAAAGAAAUGGGAAACAGAACUGCAGACUCUUCGGGAGAGCAACGCCCGGCUGACUUCCGCGCUGCAAGAAUCUGCUGCCAGCAUAGAGCACUGGAAAACCCAGUUUUCCAUUUGCAAAGAAGAGAAUGAUCAGCUUCGGAGCAAGAUUGAGGAGCUGGAAGAGCAGUGCAGUGAGAUAGAUAAGGAGAGAGAGCGAAACGUGCAACUCAGCAGACGUCUCCAGGAGCUGGAAACAGAACUUCAAGACAAGGAACUGGAACUGGAAGAUCUUCGGAAACAGGGUGAAGUCAUACCACAGCUCAUGCAAGAAUGUGAAUCAGUGUCUCAGAAACUGCAGGUCGCUGAAAACAGGAAUAAAGACCUCGAGGAGAAAGUCAGAGCUCUACAGAUGGAUGUGGAAGAGAGCAGACACAGACAAAACAACCUUAAGACUGAUUUACAGACUUUUUUAGAUGUACUAGAUGGAAAGAUCGAUGAACUACAUGAUUUUCGGCAAGGACUAUCUAAACUGGGUAUUGACAGCUAGAGGGGGAAAAUUUGUAAGUUGAACAUGGGGGUGUGUUGUUUAACCUGAAUUGUCUCUUUCCCAAAAGGCAACUAGAAUAUUCUUCUUGUUUGCAAUGCAAUUUGUAUAUAGAAGUAUAAUCCAUUUCCCCCUUUUUUUCUUUCAAAAAUUGCUGUUCACUCCCCCCCCCUUUUUUUUUAAAUGAGCAUAGGAAAUUGUUUUUUGGUCUUCUGGCCUUUGAGGAUUUAUAUAGCAGUUCGGGAGGAUCUUGCCUGAGAAAAAUGGAAGUUGAUCUAUGUUAAAAUGAAUAUGCAGUUUAGUUGCAGGGAAAUCUUUUCUGUCUUAAGGGCUGCUGGUGCUGCAACCAUAGAAACAGAAAGCAAGUCUUCUCCCCCCAGCCCCUCCUGAUCUUGAUUCUCAAGCCCCCAUGCUGUUCUCAACCCUCUUUUUGUGAAGCAGACUGCAGGGAAGGUGAGGCAAGGUUUCUGGCAGGGUGUCAGCGGGCUUGGAGGGAAAUGUCUUCACAACAGCAGCCAUUGGCAAGUUCCAAGUGACCACUGCCUCAGAUGCUCAUACCUGUAGGAACUGAUCAGUGAGAUCUAAUUUGAAGAAACAAGUCCGUGGGCUUGUAAUAUCCAGGAGGCCUCUUCUGUGGAAUUCACCAGGUUUAAUAAAUGGGCAGACUACAGUAU